Molecule: messenger RNA, 1152 nt
Organism: Cylindrotheca closterium
Lineage: Eukaryota; Bacillariophyta; Bacillariophyceae; Bacillariales; Bacillariaceae
Source: the annotation of a GenBank genome assembly
AUGCAUGCACUUAUCCAUCUCUCUACUAUCUCUUCUCAGAAUGCACCAGUUCAUUUGGAGUCGUAUGGCAAUGGAGGUUACGGACCAGCUACUGGUGGGGCCAUGAUGAUGGACGACGAAUACAAAAAAUCUUUGGGAGGACAGCCAUCUGUCUAUUUUUCGGGAAUGCCGGAUUGUUGUUCCAAUCGACGAGUCUUGCAAGACGAAGGACCAGGUGCGAAAUAUUAUCGAGACAAUUUCAAUGACAUGUCGUGGUCCUGUAGUUUGGGGACAGGCGAUGAGCAUGGGAUUUGGAUGAAUCGAUCCGAUCCCGCGGGGACCAUCAUGGCCAUGAUGGUGUGGGUAUUAAUGGCCUAUUCCAUGGUGACCAUUACAUUACUAGCGCAAACGGGUGGGAUUCCAGUCUAUCUGUCAUAUUCCUACAGCAUUUUGUGUUGCAUGGCAUUGGCGUGCCAUGCCAAGACGAGUAUUACCGAUCCAGGAAGUGUACCACCAUCGGCAGUACCAACCGAGGCCCAACGAAGAGCUGAUAAGUUGGCCAUGUGCUCGCAAUGUCAAACCUUCAAGCCACCACUCUCACAUCAUUGCAGGAUUUGCAAUCGAUGCAUUAGCAAAAUGGACCACCAUUGUCCAUGGAUGAACAAUUGCGUCGGAGCUGGCAAUAUGAAACACUUUUUCCUGUUUUUGAUUUACACUUGGUCGUGUUCGGUAUAUUCGUUGACUUUGCUGGGAUUCAACUAUUUCUUUUGUGCGGCAGAGGAUUGUGUUUUCAAUGUGGUGUUGAUUCAAUUGGUCCGCAUCAUGACGAUGCUCAGUAUCGGAGCCUUUUUAUUUACCUCCAGUAUGGUCAUGAAUGUCGUCUAUGGGCUCAUGACGGGAAUUGGGACCAUUGAUCGUCUAAAGAAAAAGGCCACCAAUACUAUGAGUGAUGCUUUGGAGGAACCUGUGCCAUUGACGUCGGUGUUUGGGAUUGGACCACUCUAUACGUGGCUCUUUCCAACGGAUCCUGUCUUUGAUGAUUAUGAUGAAAUUAUGGGAUACAGUACUCCACAACGGUUGCUACGAGAACAAAUAUUGAAAGAUCCAAAGAGUGGUGGUAGUGGAAACAUGAAUGGAAAUGGGGUUCCUAACAUGAUACAGCAACAAGUAUAG